Clupea harengus (Atlantic herring) is the source of this 2631-nucleotide messenger RNA. Its product is annotated as YTH domain-containing family protein 1. Gene Ontology annotation, cellular component: cytoplasm. NCBI's taxonomy places the organism in Eukaryota, Metazoa, Chordata, Actinopteri, Clupeiformes, Clupeidae. The transcript is spliced from 7 exons. The coding region runs from base 474 to 2351 and encodes 625 amino acids. The record is from RefSeq and is a predicted model, not a curated record. Gene Ontology annotation, molecular function: N6-methyladenosine-containing RNA reader activity; mRNA binding. Gene Ontology annotation, biological process: mRNA destabilization.
GUGGUGAAAGCUAAACCUGCAAAGUAAGGUUGUCUUCCCAUGAUCUUGCCUUUGGGAAACCGAGGUUGUGACGUGAUUCUCCCUGCACAGAUCCCGGAUGGAACAGCCAUUGGGGGAAGUAGUGAUUUGGGCUGUACAAUUACUAAGGAGGGUUACAGAGAGGAAAAAAGAACUAAAGUGGUCUUUUGCAGAUAAAAUAUUCUGCAAACAUUUCGGGAACACUGGACUGUGGACAUUUGAAAAUCUGUUUGCGGUUGUGUUAUUUUGGGAUUUGAGUUGCUGUCUGGAGAAGUAACAGUAGCCUUUUUGAACUGUGAAAGUUGAUGUGCUUUAACUUACAGCUAGCUCCAACAAGCUACGUGCAGCUGUGAAAAAAACACUUUGCUUGCCGCUAAACAGUGAACGCAACACGGAGCUGGGAAGACUUUUACUGGCUCCGUUCGUGUCAAGGGGCUUGCUUAUGAAUUAACGUAAUGUCUGCCACAAGCAUUGACCCUCAGAGACCAAAGGGACAAGCAUCUAAAGUACAAAAUGGUUCUCUCCAUCAGAAGGAUACUGUUCAUGACAACGACUUUGAACCUUACCUCCCCGGCCAGUCCAAUCAGAACAACAGCUACCAGUCCAUGACCGACCCAUACCUCCCCAGCUAUUAUGCCCCAUCCAUCGGGUUCCCAUACCCCCUCAGCGAGGCCCCUUGGUCCACAGGCGGAGACCCCCCAAUCCCUUAUAUGACCCCCUAUGGAGCUUUGAGCAAUGGUGACCACCAUUUCAUGCACGACACGGUCUUUGGACAGCCAGGGGGGCUGGGAAGCAGCAUUUACCCCCAUCGCUUCAACUUCUUCCCAGAGAAUCCAGCCUUCUCUGCCUGGGGCACCAGUGGCUCCCAGGGCGGUCAGACCCAGAGCUCUGCUUACGGGGGCAGUUACAGUUACCCACCCAGCUCCCUGGGGGGAACCCUGGUGCCUGAUGGGCAGAGCGGGUUCCACAGCGACACUCUUAGCAAAGCACCGGGCAUGAACAGCCUGGAGCAAGGCAUGGUAGGGCUGAAGAUUGGCACAGGUGAUGCUUCAGGUUCAGGUGUCAAGGCUGUGGGCUCUGUGAUUGGUGGGGGGCCCUCGGUUGCCACAGGCAACAAUGGCACACCCCUCAGCAUGUCCCUCUCCAAGCCUACGUCCUGGGCCGCCAUUGCCAGCAAGCCGGCCAAGCCUCCGCAGCUCAAGUCCAAGAGUAAGGGGGGUAUUGCGACCUUGGGGGGCUCACUGCCCCCUCCACCAAUCAAACACAACAUGGACAUCGGCACCUGGGACAACAAGGGGCCCGUGACCAAACUGGCCUCCCCUCCACACCAUCAACAUCAACAUCAACACCAACACCAUCAUCCAGAGCAGCAGCCACUGCCCAACUCCCACUCCCACCCCCUGCAGCCACCUAUCCAGCAGCCUCCCCUCCAGCACCCCCAGUCUCUGGUCCAGCCCCAGAUGUCCCUGGCCAUGCCCCCACCUGCACACCAGCCCUCCUUGCAACCCCCUCCUCAGCCUUACCAGAACCACACCCAGCCCCCUCUCCCUCAGACACGCUGGAUUGCCCCGCGCAACCGUAACCCGGGCUACGGCCAGAGCUGUGGGGGUGGAGCGGCCGGGUUGGAGGGCGGCACUCUCCCGCUGGGUGUUCUCGGCGGGCCGGGCGCCUUUGGGAUGGCCGGGCCAGACCCUCACCCUGUGCUGGAGAAGCUGCGCUCCACCCACAGCUACAACCCCAAGGACUUUGAUUGGAACCUGCGCAAUGGGCGCGUGUUCAUCAUCAAGAGCUACUCCGAGGACGACAUCCACCGCUCCAUCAAGUACUCCAUCUGGUGCAGCACGGAGCACGGCAACAAGCGAUUGGACGCCGCCUUCCGCUCAGUCGGCGGCAAGGGCCCCGUCUACCUGCUCUACAGCGUCAACGGCAGCGGGCACUUCUGUGGCGUGGCCGAGAUGCGCUCACCCGUGGACUACAGCACCAGUGCGGGCGUCUGGGCGCAGGACAAGUGGAAGGGCAAGUUCGAUGUGGCCUGGCUCUUUGUGAAGGACGUGCCCAACAGCCAGCUGCGCCACAUCCGGCUGGAGAACAACGACAACAAGCCCGUCACCAACUCACGCGACACCCAGGAGGUGCCCCUGGAGAAGGCCAAGCAGGUGCUGAAGAUCAUCACCACGUACAAACACACCACUUCCAUCUUUGAUGACUUCUCACACUAUGAGAAGAGGCAGGAGGAGGAGGACGAAGUGCGUAAGAGCUUGCAUACAGAGCCUGUACCCAUCCAAAACCGGUCUCGACUGGAUCAGGAGCGCCAAAAUAGAAACAAACCAUAGAAGACUGUUUCUCCCCAUCUUCCUCAGCUAUUAUAUUCUCAACUGACAUUUCUUUCAAGCGGAACACAGGAGAAUGAAUAUUGAAAUCAAACACAUUUUUUUUUUCCUUAUUUAAUCUUGGUGAAUUUCAGCCAACAUUGUGACGCAAGCUUUUUUGCUCCAGGUACCUCCUCUUGCGCAGGGAUAUAACAAGCUGAGUUUGUGUGUCACAUAAUCACACCAAUUCUCAUUUUCUUUGUUUGUCUCGUUUUUCUUCUGCUUAGAUCGUCCCCCGCCCCGC